This is a messenger RNA of Kluyveromyces lactis, 2031 nucleotides long. It is a transcript of the gene YVC1, whose product is annotated as Yvc1p. Bases 1 to 2031 code for a protein of 676 amino acids. The record is from RefSeq and is a predicted model, not a curated record. Lineage: Eukaryota; Fungi; Ascomycota; Saccharomycetes; Saccharomycetales; Saccharomycetaceae. Gene Ontology annotation, molecular function: monoatomic ion channel activity. Gene Ontology annotation, cellular component: membrane. The transcript has a single exon. Gene Ontology annotation, biological process: monoatomic ion transport; transmembrane transport.
AUGCAGUCUUCUGUGCUUCCAAGUACUUCCCAACAGUACUGGAUUGAUCCUGCAAAUACAUCAAAUUAUACUUCCCCUAAUUCAAGACAAAUUCUACGCAUAGCAACCAAUUUAAAGUAUCUUAUAGAUGAAGUGAUUCCCAUUACAUACGAGGAGAAUAUUGUAACGUGUGAACACUCAAGAAUCCUCAAUGCGAAAGUAAUUAAAUUGGCCAGAGCAGCUUGCGGUGGGGACAGAAAGGACCGCGCCUCUGUUAGGAAAUACGAAUCUGUCAUUGUAUUCGCCUUGUUAAAAGUAUGUGGAUGGUAUUGGGGACUGGCUGAAUCGGAGCUACACAACUCAGAACUCUAUAAUAUGAGGGCUGUAACUGCCCAGCAGCUUUCGAAAUUGAUCAUUGAGGAAACUGAAUUCGAGGAUCAUCACUACACAUUUAUGCAAUUACUACUACGUCGGUACGUCAUUAAUGAAAAUGACUGCGAUUCUUCCCCAAUUUCCGCACUUGAAUUAGCCAUGGAUAUGCAUUGUACUAUUGUUAUCGGUUCUUCUGGAUACCAACGUUGUUUGAAAUGGUUGUGGAGAGGUUGGAUCGUGCAGAAUAAACUCAAUCCUGAAACGUACAUCCUUUCCCCCGUUGUGCCAUCCUGUGAAGUUUCCAAGCAUUUCACGCCUGAGAGAUUACGUGCUCCCAUCUACCAAAAUUUAUUGCAGAUCAUCUUCUCGCUAUUAUAUUUGGUACUUUUCACGGUUGUCGUAAAUCAAAAAGACUCUGUAAAUGUUCAACCGAUAGGAUUUUGGGAAUCCCUGUUUUAUGUGUUCACACUGGGUCAUGCACUCGACGAAUUAGUCAAGUGUUAUCAUGUUGGAUGGGCGUACAUUGGUUUUUGGAACGUAUAUCAUGAUUUUAUGUUUUCAAUUAUCAUAUGUUCUAUCGUUAUUCGUAUCAUUAGUGUGUGCCCAUGGAAGGCUGAUUUACCAUCAGAGCACUGGGAUAUUGUUUCGUAUAGAAUUUUAGCAUGUGCAGCGCCAUUGGUAUGGUCUCGUUUGUUACUAUAUUUGGAAUCUGAAAGAUUUGUUGGUGCGUUAUUGGUGGUAUUGGCACAUAUGAUGCGGGAGUCCAUUUACUUCUUCUCUUUAUUAAUUUUGAUAAUGAUUGGAUUUUUACAGGGGUUCCUAGGACUAGAUUCGGCAGAUGGAAGGCGCGAGAUUACAUGGCCAAUAUUAUCAAACCUCUUCACUACUAUUUUGGGCGAUGGUGGGUUUGAUAUGUUCGAAAGGUUUGCCCCUCCUUAUGCAGCUAUCCUAUAUUACAGUUACUGUUUCAUUGUCACUAUAAUUCUCUUGAAUAUAUUGAUUGCGUUGUACUCGAGUGCAUAUCAAAAAGUAAUUGAUAAUGUCACAGAUGAAUAUUUAGCAUUGAUGGCUCAAAAGACCUUAAGAUACAUCAGAGCUCCAGACGAAGAUGUCUAUGUUCCACCUUUGAAUUUGAUAGAGAUUUGUAUUACUCCUAUAAUCUGGAUGCUACCAAAAACACAAGGUAAGUAUCUAUCCAGCUUUGUGAUGACGCUGAUAUACUCACCCUUGUUGUGCUAUAUUUCUAUAUUUGAAACCAUUCAAGCCAGAAGGAUAGUGUACAAUAGACUCAAUAAAUUACCAGAUGAUGCUAAUGAAAAUGAUGUAGCUUGGGAUCUAACUGACGGAUUCUUAGAAGAGGAAGCUAACAUUUUGGACUCUGAUUUCGAGAACAGCUACAGGAUGACGCAAAAGAAAAAUGAAAGGGCACUCCUCGCUCAAAGAGAGGCAGAAGAAGUUGAUCCUAGGUUCCCGGUUGACAAGGGUUGGUUUAGCGAAGUGAAGACUGUCGUACAGCCAGUAAGCGAAGGUUAUGAGACUGGUAUAGGUUGGGAGUCUUAUAAAAUCUUCAAAGAAUUGAACGAUCAACAGCAGAAAGCCGAAGAAAAGAUAGAGACGCUCACCACAACUAUAAAUCAAUUAACUGAAUUAAUUAAAGAAAUGAAGAUCAAAAAUGAUUGA